GCCAAGUAGUUUGUCAUAAAGAGGCUUCCGUAGUUCUGCAUGCUGUUAGCAUCCAGCGCAGCAUCGUCACGUCCCGUCAGAAACAUCUUAACACAUUCUAAGACAUUUCAAUCGCUUCUCGGCAGAAAUUAUUCACCUUUGUGCCGAAAUUGAAAGCCGCUUUUUUUGUUUUUGUUUUCGGUUUCGAUUGUCGCGGUUUAGCUAGCAGGCCGGUGUUAGCACGCUAUCAGGUUAGCACGCUACAGCUAACGGACCUCAGCGUUAUAAGCCGACAUUUGUGUGAGCCAAAGUCCACGUUUGGGCUUUUUCUUUAGAGGGGACGCGAAUCACCGACGCAGCGGCACAAUGAACGUGGCGAAAAGUGGAUACCGAGUUUUCUCCGCUAACUCCUCCGCAGCUUGCACACAGCUGGCUAAGAAGAUAACUGAGCGACUAGGAGUUGAGCUGGGAAAGUCUGUUGUCUUUCAAGAGUCGAAUAGUGAGACGAGAGUGGAUGUGAAAGAAUCCGUCCGUGGACAAACUAUCUUCAUCAUCCAGACCAUCCCAAGAGAUGUCAACACCGCCAUCAUGGAGCUGCUGGUCAUGGCCUACGCCCUUAAGACCUCCUGCGCAAAGAACAUCAUCGGGGUGAUUCCGUACUUCCCCUACAGUAAGCAGUGCAAGAUGAGGAAGAGGGGCUCCAUAGUGUGCAAGUUGUUAGCGUCAAUGUUGGCCAAAGCAGGCCUCACGCACAUUAUCACCAUGGACUUGCAUCAGAAGGAGAUCCAGGGCUUCUUUUCUUUCCCAGUGGACAACUUGCGGGCCUCCCCAUUCCUGAUCCAGUACAUCCAAGAAGAGAUUCCAGAUUACAGAAACGCCAUCAUUGUGGCCAAAUCCCCAUCAGCAGCGAAGAGAGCUCAGUCCUAUGCAGAGCGUUUGCGCCUAGGCCUGGCUGUGAUUCACGGCGAGGCUCAGUGUUCCGAAUCUGACAUGGCCGAUGGAAGACAUUCGCCGCCAUGUGUGCGCAACACCACAGGACACACCGGACUUGAGCUACCCUUGAUGAUGGCCAAGGAGAAACCGCCCAUUACCGUUGUUGGAGAUGUGGGGGGGCGAAUUGCCAUCAUUGUGGACGACAUCAUAGAUGAUGUUGGAGACUUUGUCGCCGCUGCUGAGAUUCUGAAAGAGAGAGGCGCUUAUAAAAUCUACAUCAUGGCCACACACGGGUUACUUUCCGCCGAUGCUCCACGCCUCAUAGAGGAGUCUGCCAUAGACGAGGUGGUGGUGACCAACACCGUGCCCCACGAGGUGCAGAAGCUCCAGUGUCCAAAGAUCAAGACGGUGGACGUCAGCAUGAUCCUGGCUGAGGCCAUCCGCCGCAUCCACAAUGGCGAGUCCAUGGCUUACUUGUUCCGCAACAUCGCAGUGGACGACUAGGACACGCAAACAAAGCGCUCGCCAUCUUCCAUGAAGACAUUUUCCACCUUAUACCCAGGUAUUUUUUUCCCUUGCUCCAGGGUUUAUAAAACAUGUCUUUCCACACCAGUGAUGUUGAAAAGGUGCAUGGUGUAGAUGUGCUUCUCGGUGUAUGCCUAUGCAGCAGGUGGCGCUGUAACACCUCUGGAAAAGGCCAUGCAAAAUAUUAUAGACUGAUGAGUGGCUGUUUGGCCAGCUGGACUGAUGUGAGUGUCAAACAUUGGGAAUCACUACUGUAUCGUGACCAACAUAUGUAUUGGCUUUGACAAACUUGUGAAGGUACUAGACAUGAAAUGACUGAGAAGUAGCAAGAUGUUAUGUUGGUCUUGGCUGGGUCAUGUGGUCUUGGCUGUGCUGCACUGUGAUUGGCUGGCAUUUCACCCAGUCUUGUUUCCCCACUCCUGCUCGUCGCCAUGCAAACUUGUCACUUUUUUGUUAACAUUGCAAUGUUUGGAUUGUCACGCGUGGAGAAACAGUUCAACAAAGAUGUAUAUUUUAAAAGGAGUUAAAACUCCAAUGUUGAACAUUUAGAAUGUAAUGUUAAUUGAAUCGCCCAGCUGUGAUAUCAUCUUUCACCUUUAGUGUCACUGCAGACACUUUUCUUACCACGCUAUCAGCAGUUUGGUGUCCCGAUUCCAUAUUGAUAUCCGAUAUUGGCAAAAAAACUAAAGUAUUGGAUGAUAUCUGCUUGCAUCUAUAAUCUGAGAUACAAGCAGUCCUGCAGCGUGUUUACUUGUGUGUAAUAUCAUGUGCCACACAAGCAGUCCUGCAGCGUGUUUAAUGUGUGUGAUAUCAUGUGUGAUACAAGCAGUCCUGCGGCGUGUUUACUUGUCUGUGAUAUCAUGUGCCACACAAGCAGUCCUGCAGCGUGUUUACUGGUGUGUGAUAUCAUAUGCGACACAAGCAGUCCUGUAUCAUGUUUACUUGUGUGUGUGUGAUAUCAUGUGCGAUACAAGCAGUCCUGCAGAGUGUUUACUUGUCUGUGAUAUCAUGUGCGAUAUAAGCAAUCCUGCAGCGUGUUUACUUGUGUGUGUGUGAUAUCAUGUGCGAUACAACCAGUCAUGUAGAGUGUUUACUGGUGUGUGAUAUUAUAUACAAGCACUCCUGCAGAGUGUUUACUUGUGUGUGUGACACAAGCAGUCCUGCUGCAUGUUUACUUGUGUGUGAUAUCAUGUGCGAUACAAGCAGUUCUGCAGAGUGUUUGUGUGUGUGAUAUCAUGUGCGAUACAAGCAGUCCUGCAGAGUGUUUACUUGUGCAAAGCUGGACAGCCAGUUAACAUCUAAAUGUCCUUUUAACAUGCGCCCAAUUUCUUCUAUUUUUACUAAAUUAAUUUACAAAAGGUAAACAGCCUAGGCACGAGCAGCUACACAGCAGCUUAUUAUUAUUACCUAUGUCUAGCUUGUGUGCUAUUGUGUGCUUACACAAUAGCACACAAGCUAGACAUAGGUAAAAAUAAUUGAACAAUAUUACAGUUUAAAACAGCACAUUUGGUAAAAAAAAACCCAAGUAUUAAAUAAUUAUAGUUGCAUAUUAGUCUCUAAAGAAAGUGUAUUAGAACGGAUCCAGUAACAAAAGUGUCCGCAUCAUUCAACUUACCGCGGCAUGAGCUUAACUUAGUUAUUGCGACCAUGAGGUGUCACCAAACAAAACAAUUACCACUUCUCUUUAGUUAAAGUCCAUUCCAGACAGUUAAUAAUAAACAUCUUAGUGUUUUUCAUACCUACCAAACUUCAAACUUUGUCUAACAUUUCAUGCUUCAAGAUAUUAAAAGUGUGUUUGAGUCGUGCUGACAUCACAUCGAAUCACUGUCGGUAUCAGCCAAUACUCGAUAGUCCAAUAUCGGUUUUGGAAGUGAACCAAUUGUGUCGGGACACCCCUAGUCUUUAGCGUCAAGGCUGCCGGUGUGUUGAUCUGUUAGCAUUUAGUUUUUUCUUCCAAAUGUUAUUUUCAGAAGUCGUCUGAAUUUUUUUCUCAAUGUUUAAUGUUGAAGCCUUUUUUUUUUUCUUCCAAAAGUUGAAGUGAAAAGAGUUUUGAUUGUGUGAAAGCUACUUGGAAGAAAGUCCCCCUGUUUGACUGCAUUUUAGCUAGUUAGCAGUUGUGUCUGUGUAUAUGACGAUGAAUAAAAAUGAAGGCCCAAGAAUGAAAUAUGUACCAUUAACUUUUCAUCUACCUCCAUUUGUCUUCGUGCUGAAUAAGUUUAAAAAAAAAAAAAAAAAGCAUUGCAAAUGUUAGCGUGCUAAGAGGCUAACGUUAAAACGUGCAUUAGCAUUUAGCUAGCUUAUGUUGAGAGUGAGCGUGAUAAAGACAGACAGCCGCCGCGUGCCUCGAAGAUAUAAAAGGAUCUUGAUGUCUGGUUAUGUUUCUUGGUGACACGUGCACUACCUUUGGAACACGUGCACAUUUUCGGAGCGACGCGGUAGAUGAGCAUAUUUUUGUGCUUGAUCAGCCCUUUUGCUCAGGGAAAUAUACUUUUUAAACAAGUGCAAAUGUAUUGUUGUCAUGUUCCUGAUGGUGGUUUCCCUUUUCCCAUUUAGUCAAUUUAGUUAUCAGUGAAUUAUUUCUCCUGCGCUCGCAGACAGCUGCUGUCACUUAAUGAAGUCUUUGCUCCCUUUCCCCCUCAAGUCUUUGACAAUGUCAUUGAAAUUAAAGAAAUGGUUGCCCUUUGUUGCGCUAAAUGUUU
This is a messenger RNA of Entelurus aequoreus (snake pipefish), 4136 nucleotides long. Its product is annotated as phosphoribosyl pyrophosphate synthase-associated protein 1. The transcript is spliced from 10 exons. NCBI's taxonomy places the organism in Eukaryota, Metazoa, Chordata, Actinopteri, Syngnathiformes, Syngnathidae. Gene Ontology annotation, cellular component: ribose phosphate diphosphokinase complex; cytoplasm. The record is from RefSeq and is a predicted model, not a curated record. Gene Ontology annotation, molecular function: magnesium ion binding; ribose phosphate diphosphokinase activity. Gene Ontology annotation, biological process: purine nucleotide biosynthetic process; 5-phosphoribose 1-diphosphate biosynthetic process. Bases 346 to 1416 code for a protein of 356 amino acids.